ACUCGAUAACUCGGUGCUCGAUAAGGGCGUGCUUCUCCUACGCGCAGGCUCUCUUGCCGAUGGCCGAAGGGAUGGAUGCGUGAUGGCCGCCCCAGCCCACUGACUGGGAGAGUGGCGAGCCGCCAGCGGCACCGGCUCCAGCCGGUGACCCUCACCCGCCUGCAGCGGUACUGAGUGAACCUCUUCCUCCCUCCUCGCAUCGUAUCUUGAGCCGCUCGGGCUCCGGCUCAGUCCCACAGCCUCCCGGGGAGGGAGGAGGUAACCGCAGGGGGCGGAAGGAUUCUUUUUGCUGCUGACAAGAAACCACUCAUCUAAGGAAUAAUGUUCUUCCCCACCAUCUGCUUCAUUAAGCUAAUGCCACUGGACAACUUGUACUGCUGAGAUUCUGUUCUUGCUUUUUGACAUGCAGUUAAUUGUCAUAGAGAAGUGAUUCAAUCAUCAUGGCAUCUCUUGAUGAUCCUGGGGAAGUGAGGGAGGGCUUUCUUUGCCCUCUGUGCCUAAAGGAUCUACAAUCUUUCUAUCAGCUUCAGUCACAUUAUGAAGAAGAACAUUCCAGUGAGGACAGAGAUGUCAAAGGGCAGAUAAAAAGUCUGGUCCAGAAGGCUAAGAAAGCAAAGAAUAAGUUGCUGAAACGAGAAGAUGAUCGGUCAGAGUCUGGGACACAAGGAUAUGAGUCUUUCAGCUAUGGAGGAGUAGAUCCGUACAUGUGGGAACCACAGGAACUUGGUGCUGUGAGAAGUCAUCUUUCUGACUUCAAAAAACAUCGAGCUGCCAGGAUUGACCACUAUGUUGUAGAAGUCAAUAAAUUAAUAAUCAGGUUAGAAAAGCUUACAGCAUUUGACAGAACAAAUACUGAGUCUGCUAAAGUAAGAGCGAUAGAGAAGUCGGUUGUUCCAUGGGUCAAUGAUCAGGAUGUUCCUUUCUGCCCUGACUGUGGGAAUAAGUUCAGCAUCCGUAACCGCCGUCACCAUUGCCGCCUUUGUGGAUCAAUUAUGUGCAAGAAGUGUAUGGAGCUGAUCAGCCUUCCCUUGGCAAGCAAGCUCACCAGUGCCAGCAAAGAGGCCUCUUUGACCUCCCAUACCAGUCCCAACCAGUCACCUAAUAGCAUCCAUGGUUCUCGAAGGGGCAGCAUCAGUAGCGUGAGCAGUGUUAGCUCCGUAUUGGAUGAGAAGGACGAUGAGCGGAUCCGCUGCUGUGGACAUUGUAAAGAUGCCUUGCUUAAGAGAGAGCAGCAGAUUGAUGAGAAAGAACAUACUCCUGACAUUGUGAAGCUUUAUGAGAAACUGCGAAUUUGUAUGGAGAAAGUUGACCAGAAGGCUCCGGAGUACAUAAGAAUGGCAGCAUCACUAAAUGCUGGAGAGACAACCUACAGCCUAGAACAUGCUAAUGACCUCCGAGUAGAAGUGCAGAAAAUGUAUGAGUUAAUAGAUGCUUUAAGUAAGAAGAUUUUGACACUUGGUUUGAAUCAGGACCCUCAGCCACACCCCAGAGCUUUGCAGCUCCAGAGAAUGAUAAGAUAUUCAGCUACACUUUUUGUUCAGGAAAAGUUACUUGGUUUGAUGUCACUGCCAACCAAAGAACAGUAUGAAGACUUGAAAAAGAAAAGGAAACAAGAAAUUGAAAGAAAACUUAUCAUGGAAAGACAGGCUGCUCUAGAGUUACAGCGGCGAUCAGAAGAGAGGCAGAAAGAAUUGGUUUCUCGAUGUGCAGUGAAUGGAGAAGAAACUUUGGUCCAGAAGGGAACUGUGAGGAAAGCUGAGGGCUGGCUUCCCAUGUCCAGCGGGCCAGGUCAGAGUGAGGAGGCAGACCCCCUCCUGCAACAGAUCCACAACAUCACCUCCUUCAUCAAGCAGGCCCAGGCCGCUAGCCGGGUGGAUGAAGUCCGCACGCUGCAGGAGAACCUGCGCCAGCUGCAGGAUGAGUAUGACCAGCAGCAGACAGAGAAGGCCAUUGAGCUGUCCAGAAGACAGGCAGAAGAGGAAGACCUCCAGAGGGAGCAGCUACAGGUUCUUCGGGAGAAAGAGUGGCAGAGGGAGCAGGCCCAGGCCACUUCUCAGCACACACGGACUCACUCUCUAGACUUCAAAGACAAGCUCUUCCAUUGGGAGUCUGGGAUUGACUCUCCAAGCCAGACGGCACACAUUUUGGACCUGGGCCCUUCGUUGGUCCGACAUAAUGCUGUUCUUAAGAGUCCUUCUCCCAGCUCAGGCCAGGAGCCAAAUAAGGAGAAACCUGUGUUUUCCACAAUAGCUCAGGAGAUCCUACAGCAGAAUGAGGUAGUUUCCUUGAACCCCUUUGAAGAAGAAGAGGUCUCUAGUCCUGGAGAUGAAGGCCUCACUAAUCCAUUUGCUGAAGAUGUUUCUCACGGAGGUUGCUCACCUCCCUCAGCUGUUGCCAGUGUUAAAAAAGAAUAUAAUCCCUUUGAAGAUGAGGAGGAUGAACCUGUGGGUGAUGCCAAUGGGCCUCUUCUGAACCCCUUUGAAGAGGAUGAGCAGCUUCCUUAUCCAAAGCAUUCCAGCCCUCCCCAUCCUGGCAACCCUUUUGAGGAGCCAGCCUCCACCAAUCCCUUUGAUAUGGAAGACAGCGAGCCUGAUGGGGAAGAGCUCAUAGAGGAAGAGCUGCUUCUCCAGCAGAUCGACAAUAUCAAGGCGUACAUUUUUGAUGCUAAGCAGUGUGGCCGCUUGGAUGAGGUGGAAGUGCUGACUGAGAACUUGAAAGAGCUGAAGCGCACGCUAGUCAAGCAAAAAGAGAAGGCCAACUGAUGGGAGCGAGCAUGGGGGUGCCUGCCAGCAGGAGCACGGUGGGAGGGGUGGAUAGUGGGGCUUCCAGCAGGGUUGAAUUAAGGUGCACAAAGUUAGGAGAGGGAAUCUGCAAUUUGAUGCUAUGCACUUUUACUGAGGUAUUUCCACUAAAUAAAAAGGGGCACACGAACAGGAGAAUAAGUAUUCAGUUACUGUUUUCCUGUUUUUGUCUUUUUCCUUUUAAGAAGGGAUUUUAAAUAGUCACCACAGAAUUAACUAAAUGCUAUGUAGGUCUGUGGGGGCUAGAGUAGAACUAGUUAAGGUUAUGGGGCAGUUCUGUCACUUCUCUUUUCAUCAUUAUGCAGUAUUAUGGGGCAGCCUUAAAAAUGGACCUUCCACUAAACCAAGAGCAAACCUUGGUGUGCCUAGGCACAGGCCUCUGAUCUCAGUGGGAAUCUUCUGUUGUGUAGCUUACCAGAGCCCAGCUGUUUAAGAGCAGGCCAGAUUCCUUAGCACUAUAGCCUGUGUCCAACUUUGUACUUGUUUACUCUGUAGAAACAUGAUACUAGAGACAGAAAUUAGACCUUUCAUCAGUUCUCUUUAGAAGAUUUGAUGGAAGUAUUUGGGGAGGGGGGCAGGUAGGAAGGAAGAGUGAGCAAUGGAAUGUUGAAAUUCCUACUUCUGAACCCAGUACAGCUUGCCCAUCUCAUGUUAGCAAGUUGAUCCAGCCUCCAACAACAGUUGGCUGCCAGUGUUUGAAGGCAGGAGAGGUCAAUUGGUUCACAAGCACCAUUUGGGAAAACUACCUCCCCCCUCACCCCCCCAACUUCAUAGGUAGUGGCUGAUAAAAUGAUGAGGUGUAUUCUUCAGGAAUCCGUGCCAUGGAACUUUGGAAAAACCACUCUUCAGACUUAGGCCUCUUCUAGCCUUCAUGGGAAAAGGAAUAUUUUCUUAAAGUGGAGGAAAAGUUCAGAUGUCUUUUGGGAAAGAUUGAUCAGCUCCAUGCAUUCCUCCUUCAGCUUAGCGAGGCAGAUGAAAACAAUGUCAAACUGCUUUUGGUAUGACAGGAGUUGGAUGUUUUAAAGCACAACACAGCUGCGUUAUUUAACUUUUGCCACAGGGCUCAUUUCAAGGCUAGAAGGUAGAAUAUUUAAUUUACUUCUUGGUGGUGGGCACAGUUCUUGAGAACAGAACCUAAAGAACUUAACAGAGCUUUGUCAAGAACCCGAGUGAUCACCACAUUCCAAUUUAAGUAGAACUUGUUGCUGAUCAUGCACCCCUUGCCGCUCUGCAGUGUUUGGUUCUUUGCAAAAGAUGACAAAAGGCACUUUUCUCUUUUAAGUGGCGCUCUUUACCGUUUCUAUCAUGGAAUCUCUUUGGGGAAUAAGAUAGCAUUUAUUGAAGCUGUUCAGACUGCUGUGCAGUUCAGCACAUUUUGGCCCUACUGGCCAAUGAAAAGGGUUAGAAUUGGGAGGAAAAGGCACUUUUUGCAUUGUGAUUCUGAUUUAUUAAUGAAGAAAAGAUGUGAGUGUGUGUAUGUAUGUACAUGUGUAGGAUGUAUGUAUGGGGGGUGGGAAGGGUGAACAACACAAAUAUAAUUAAGUGGUUUAGGGAACAAAGCGACAGCUGAGUAACUUACUGUGUUAAUUGGAUUUCAAUUGUAUAUUAGUUGCAUUGUGGGCAGAGCCAAAGUCCAGCAAACAUUCUCAAAGGGCCUUUUUGAGUACUUAGGUUUAGGGUGUUGGCAUUGCCAGGCAGGAUCUUCAAGUGAAGUGCUGCCCCAUCCCACAAUAUCAUUUCCUUGUGACAGAGCGGGAGAGUUUCUUCACAGAAAAUUCAAGAACUAAAUGCCUCUUUCCUUUACAGUUAGAGAUGCUGUUUUUCCUAUGAGAGGGCUGCUUUAGUUGGCUAAUUUAUAUUAUAAGUAAUUGACUAAAUUUACCCUUUAAAUUGGUCACUGGCAGCUGCCUCUAAACUUCUAAGAGCACCAGGAGACAUUUAUAGGGAAUGUUUUAGACUGAGUUUACUGAAUGUUAAUAAAUAAUAUAGUUGAGGAACUAUAUUAUCCCAAAGCUGAAUUCUUCUGGAACCAUACCCGUACGAUAGGAAUAGAGGGGUGUUCUGUGUGAUUGAUCCCUCUCCCUAUCCAUUACUCCUCCCCUCCCCCUAGGCCAGCACAAGGUCGAAGGGUGAUAAGGCCAGGGAUUGGGAACUAGCUUUAAGCCCUUUCCUCCAUGUGGAUGUUCCACCCCUUUGUAAGCUGUCUGAGCCAGGGCAGUUUCAUCUCUAACCAGAGGUUUGAGCUGUGUGGAGCCAGAGGGGUUUGCUUGCUUCUUUUUAUCUUCUCUUCUUAAGCCUGGAGAAUGUGUUAGACACAUUUUGGUUUCAUCCAUCAGACAGUUGGGAUUUCUCUGCCUUAUGCCUUGGAGUUGUCCUGUCGAAUACACUAAUCAACCAUAUUUACUGAACAUGUAGCUCAGUAUAUUUUUGCUCAGACACUAACAUGUACCUUGUAAGUCUGCAUCAUUGUGGUCCGUGUGGUUAGGCUAGUUGUCUUGGCAUUAAGGUAAACUGAUCUCAAAAGCUGGAAGUUCAUUUGUUUCUACUGGGCCAUACUGGGAUACAGACUGAUAGCUGAAUAAGCCACCUCAUCCAAAAAAUAACCUAGAGAUUUGUACAUUUGCAUGCACUACGCUACAUCCUUGUACUGAAACGUAAAAAAAAUAAAGUAACAAAUUUGAGUGCUUGUGUGUUUUAAGUUAAACGAAUGAACUAAACCACCCUUUAAAGAAUUGCGGUGGGGAGUAACCAGGGACCACGUUGGGAAAAUGAGAACAAGCAGUUUGGUACAAAUGGAAAGGAUUCUCAGCCAGGAGUCAGGAGCUUUGGGCUCCAAUCCUGCCACCUCGGGAGCCAAGCGAGUCAGAACUUUCCACUCUGACAUCUUUGUUAAUUUUGGGCUGCCUGGGAGAUAGUUUUGCUACACUAAGAAAGUAAUUUGUGCCCACCUUCUACAACUUAAAAAUGAAAAUGUUUCAAUUCAGUUUGAAUCAAUGGUGCCCCUUCCUUGGAGAGCCAUACCAGAGAACUUAAAAAAAUCAGCACGACUGGUCAAUACAUACAAAUGAAGCAUGCAGCACCACAGAGCUAGUUAGUGCUGAAGGCUAGAUUUGAACUCAAGUCUUCCUGACUCCCCACUACACACCUAGCUGUCAUGGUUUGAUUUGAGGAAGAUAAGCAGAAUGGAAGAUCUAUCAUUGCUGAGGCUUCAAAACAGAUUCCCAGUGAUUGGGGAGGGCCUUAAAGUAGUUCACUUAUGUGGCAGAUGCAGCCCAGGUGACACAUCUGGCUAGUGAAGCUGGAAUCAGGCUUCCAUUGGUCUUGGAACAGCAGGCCAUGUCCAGUCAUCCUAUACAAAGUCUUACAAAUUGACUGCAUAUUUCCAGGUUUUAAUGCUUUACAGUGAAGGAGAACCUGAUAAGCUUUGAAAAGCAUGUGACAAGUAAAUGAAGUUCAAUUAACCAUCAGAAGAAAAUUAAAUUCACUUUGAAAUUCCGACACUAGCCAAAGCAUCCCCACAACCGUAUGCUGUCGUCCCAUAAAUGCUGAUAAACCCCAGGCGUAGCCACCCCGGGAGCACCUCUUGCAGCCCUCAAUCCUGAGGAUAUUUGUCCUCAUAAGGCGUGAAGAACACGGGGAGAAGGAAUAAGACUUGGAAUCCAGGGGAAUGGAGGCUUCUCGACAGGCAAGAUCCAAUGACACCAACUCUAGGCCCAGUCUUCCAUUUUCACUCCCUAGAAAACACUUGUGUUCCCUCGUCUUACAGAACUAGGAAACCACAUUUUAGAGUCAAUAAGUGUUUUUUAUUAGCAAACUUCAGUCUUUUCCUGUAGCUCCCUCCCUCCCCCCCCGGCACACCUUGUCUUCUUGUACUCCCAACUUUGUGUCAGGGCCCUUCUGAAUACGAAGUAGCGCCGGAGCUUACUGGCCGCUGACACCACAUGAGCACAUGUCUCUCCAUCACUUGCUCUUUCAGGCCUUUGGCUUCCAGCACUGGCUCUCAUAUCCCAGGUCCCGGAAGCCUCCACCGUGGAGCCUCAGUCUUGAGCAUUGGCUUUCAGAGUGGCUUUGUACUUGCCAGUCAUCUCUUUGGGCAAAGGCACAAUGGCUGGGCAGGGGACCUGUCCCUCCACUUCACAGAUGCAUUCCCGCAGGCAGUAUUUUUUGGGUCCAAAAUGAGCUGGGUGAGAAAGCUUCUUUUUCUCUAGCUCCUCUCUCUUGAGGACUUCCCUAUCAAAGAACAAAGGCAAUGAGUCCCAGUGAAAUAUAGUGAAGACAGUUUUCCACUGCGCCAAUAACAAAAAGAAGGUAAGAAUCCUCUUAUCUGGAUACUUUUCUUUGUGCUAUAACUCUGUCACCAUCCAUGGACCCAAGUUUCUAGGGUUGGUAGAGCUGGAAGAGAAGUUCUCGACCUAGGCUCUAUUGCUAGCAACACCUGAUCUGGUGCAGGAGUCGUUCUUCACCCCCCUCAGAGAAAGGCCGAUGACUUUUAUCACUGAAGAAAGGCAAUUCUUGCCUUUCCCCAGAACAGGUGAUGAGUAGAGGCCUACCCCUGGUUAUAAGGAACACCGAAUCAUCUGCCACAUUUACUUUCCUUAUAGGCAAUGCAAAAACCAAUUUCUGUUGCCCCAAGUCAUGUCAACCUGAGGGAGAAGAUCUAGAAAUCCUCACAUAAAAUCCUGAGGCUUACAGGGAUGAAUACUAAUGGUGAUAGCAAGUAUUUUUCCUUCCCUAAGCAGCUCCUUCACCCAAUGUCGUUUCCUGGAACUCUCCUUCCCUAAAUGCUGACAGUGCCUAUGAGGAAACUGGUUGAAGUCCAUGUUAACAAAACCUCUGCUUAUCAUUGAGGCAUUCUGUUCAACUUAAAAGCCAUUUGUAAAAUCGGUACUGUAUGCAAAUCAAGCCACUCACCCCUUGCUAGAAAAAGCUGAUAGGAGAAGAAAAAUUAAAAUGAAUUAAGUGGAAGCUAUCUCAUCUGGAUUAGAGAAACCGUGGCAUCAUGCCACCAGCUAACUUCCUCUUUCCUCUUUCAGUGCUCAUGUAGAAAACCCUAAAACCCACUAAGGAGGGAACUGCGUCCAGGGUGGUAGAUCUAUUCCGAAAGGAGCCUCUGAUUCUAAGCAGGAUUCAGGAUUCAGCAAAAGUGUGUUAGAAGCAGUUAUUUCUUGAAAAUGUUCUGAAAGGGAGUCAUAUUUUUGCUAAAAAUAAAGGUGGAAAAAAGCAUGAUGGUCUCCUGUUAAACAUGCCUUCACUUGAUGAUGUCAUGGUUUUGAUGACAUGGCUGUGGCCCACCACCAUGCCCUGGAUCCAGUUUUUUAGAUGACAAGCAGUAUCGCAGGCCCUAGUGGUUUUAAAAAACACUUGGGCAACAAAGCUGACUGACAAGGCGCAGGCUUCUUGAUUCCCAAAUGGGACAACACCCAUAAAACCCACAGCAAACUCUAGGUGCUAUCGGGGUUCACUAGGACCUUUACUGCUGCCUGUCAAGGAAGAUCUGGCAGCCACCACCAUACCUGGGGGCCUUCUUCUCCCCUUUACUCCUGGUGCUUAGGGAAAGAUGGCAGCUAGGCCCAGACCUUGGAGCUAAUGGGACCACCCAAAGGGAAUCCUGUUCUCCCUCCACACACCAACCACUCGCCUGUCUGGCUUUUUCUCUCAAGAGGAGAAAGGGAAGCGAGGGCCACUGGCCAGGCACCCGCAACUUACUCAUUCUUGCCCAAGAUCUUCUUGACGUGCUGCAUGAUCUCCAAGUUGCUCUUGUCCUCCACAUCCACCAGGACCUGCUCACCAGAAUCUA
This is a messenger RNA of Monodelphis domestica (gray short-tailed opossum), 8598 nucleotides long. RefSeq names its product rabenosyn, RAB effector (gene RBSN). Lineage: Eukaryota; Metazoa; Chordata; Mammalia; Didelphimorphia; Didelphidae. Gene Ontology annotation, molecular function: metal ion binding. The record is from RefSeq and is a predicted model, not a curated record.